AAAUUCAGAAAUGGUGAGAACAGCUUUCUGCGUCGCGGUAAAGUCUUGCCGGGUACAAACGGCAAGGAAGAUCCGUUUCAGUCAGAAAACAAAACGCGUUUGACUGCUCGGGAAGGGGAUUGAAGCAUUUAAGAAUGGAAAAAGACUUCCGCUACUAUUUCCAGCAUCCGUGGUCUCGCUUAAUUGUGGCCUACCUAGUGAUCUUCUUUAAUUUUCUAAUAUUUGCUGAAGAUCCAGUAUCCCACAGCCAAAAAGAAGCAAAUGUCAUUGUUGUUGGAAACUGCUUUUCCUUCAUUGCAAAUAAAUACCCUGACGGAGGUGGUUGGAACUUUUUAAAAGUGACUUUGUGGCUACUUGCCAUUCUCACAGGACUCAUAGCUGGCAAGUUUCUCUUCCACCAGCGUCUAUUUGGUCAGCUACUUCGGUUGAAAAUGUUUCGAGAGGAUCAUGGGUCUUGGAUGACAAUGUUUUUCAGCACCAUACUUUUUCUCUUCAUCUUUUCUCAUAUCUACAAUCUAUGUCUUCUUAUGGCAGGUGACAUGAGGCCAUACAUUGUUACAGACUUCAUGGGCAUCAGGAAUGAAAGUUUUAUGAAAGUAGCAGCAGUGGGGACCUGGAUGGGAGACUUUGUCACAGCUUGGAUGGUGACCGAUAUGAUGCUUCAGGACAAGCCUUACCCUGACUGGGGAAAAUCUGCCAGGGCUUUUUGGAAAAAGGGGAACAUUAGGAUCAUUUUAUUCUGGACAGUUUUAUUUACUUUGACCUCAGUGGUUGUGCUGAUCAUCACAACAGACUGGAUAAGCUGGGACAAGUUGAAUCGUGGAUUUCUGCCAAGCGAUGAAGUUUCGAGAGCUUUUCUGGCUUCCUUCAUCUUAGUUUUUGACCUUCUUAUUGUCAUGCAGGGUUGAGACGGAUCUGCCAGUUGCUGGAGUAGCCCGAGGGGUCUGCCUAGCCUCAUCUUCAUCACCGCACAAGUGGCACAGCUCCUUACAUAGUCCUCAACAUCUCUUUUCAUCCUUGGCCACCAGAAUUGUCACCUGGCCAUGUGCAGGGUCUUCAAGUAGCUGAAAUGCCCAGCUUGUUUGGAGUCUUGACUCUGUUGAAGGACCUGGAGCCACAAAUUGUAGGGCACAUACAACUUAGAUCUCUUCCAGCCUAGUCUAUCCUUGAGAAUUAGUAUUCUCAGGUUGUCCUUGUGCCACGGGUCAGCUGGCAGCUUGUCUUUCAGCUUUGGAAUAAU
This is a messenger RNA of Ahaetulla prasina, 1240 nucleotides long. RefSeq names its product transmembrane protein 117 (gene TMEM117). Gene Ontology annotation, biological process: intrinsic apoptotic signaling pathway in response to endoplasmic reticulum stress. Bases 135 to 908 code for a protein of 257 amino acids. Lineage: Eukaryota; Metazoa; Chordata; Lepidosauria; Squamata; Colubridae. The transcript is spliced from 7 exons. The record is from RefSeq and is a predicted model, not a curated record.